Cricetulus griseus (Chinese hamster) is the source of this 1264-nucleotide messenger RNA. The record is from RefSeq and is a predicted model, not a curated record. NCBI's taxonomy places the organism in Eukaryota, Metazoa, Chordata, Mammalia, Rodentia, Cricetidae.
UUUGUUUUUGUUUUCUGCCCCUGGGAGUCGGGGCCGUCAAGAUGACUUCGGUUAGGAUUCCGACGCCUUGUGCUCCUUGAUUUUGACCUUGAGGCGCGAAGCCCUGUCAGUCAGUUUUGCAUUCCUGGGGGAGAUGUACUGUUUUUUGAGGCAUCAGAGGUGGAGGAGAAAGAGAUGGACCCCCCAGAUUCUGCCUCGAGGGUCUUCUGUGGCCGCUUCCUCAGCAUGGUGAACACUGAUGAUGUCAAUGCCAUCAUCCUGGCCCAGAAGAACAUGCUGGACCGCUUUGAGAAAACCAACGAGAUGCUUCUGAACUUCAACAACCUGUCCAGCGUGCGACUGCAGCAAAUGAGUGAGCGCUUCAUGCACCAUACUCGCACCUUGGUGGACAUGAAACGGGACCUGGACAGCAUCUUCCGCAGGAUCAGGACACUGAAGGGGAAGCUGGCCCGGCAGCACCCAGAGGCCUUCAGUCACAUCCCAGAGGGGACAUUCCUAGAGGACGAAGAUGAAGACCCCAUUCCACCCAGUAUCACCACAACCAUCGCCACCUCGGAGCAGAGCACAGGCUCCUGUGACACCAGUCCUGACACUGUCUCACCGUCUCUCAGUCCUGGCUUUGAGGACCUAUCACAUAUUAGACCUGGUUCCCCUGCUAUCAACGGCCACAGCCACACAGAUGACGAGGAAGAGACACAUGGAGAAUAGCCCCCCUUCCCACCAUCCCAGAAAGGCCAGGGCAGCAGUGGUCCUCCCAGGGUCACAUUUGGUCAGCUUUGCUGCUCCAUUCUGUCAUAGGCAGGGUUCCUAAUCCCUGCCCCUUCUAAAAGUGGGAUUUCCCUAUGCCAGGACAUGCACCCUAGCUGGGGCAGUGGGGCUGGCUAAAGGUAUCCUGCAGCUCAGCCUUGGCCAGCUCUGAAAGUACUUCUAGAGUUUCCAGAGACCAAAGCCAGAUGUCCCCCCAAGUCAUGGUGGGGGCCCCCUGGAGGUAAAUGGUGCCUGUAGGGCUGAGCUUGUCCCUAACAGCUGGCAGCUGCUGAUUUAAUUCUGGAGUGCUUUUUUUCUUGUGUUGAAUUCUGGGAGAGGUAGAAGGUUCAAGACAGAGGCAGCCUUGACUCUGGGGAGCUGUUUCUCACAGGUCUAGCAGGCAUCUCCAGGAGCCAGCCAGUCCCCUAGAAAACAACUGAAUGGAAUAUUUUUGUACCGAUGUUUAUAAAUGCUGUCGGGAAGUUAUCAGUAAAGAUACUCUUAAAAGGGAACACUG